AUGACUGUCACAGCCUGGGAGACCAACCUCACAUCAACCAAUGGAAGUGAUCAGGCCAUUUAUCAACAUUAUACAGAGUUCAGAAUCCUGCAAUUACUAAUACCCAUCGUGACCCUGAUUGGGCUGGCAGGCAACUCGGUGGUGCUCUGGCUGUUGGGCUUCCGCAUGCGCAGGAACGCCUUCUCUGUCUACAUCCUCAACCUGGCGGGGGCCGACUUCCUCUUCCUCUGCUGCCGAUUUAUGCAUAGUCUAGUUAUACUUUUCAGCUUCAAAAUUUUCUUUAGAGUAACUAUCACGUUUCUCUCACCUGUGUUAACCUUUGCCUACAUCUCAGGCCUGAGCUUUCUCAGCGCCAUCAGCACGGAGCGCUGCAUGUCUGUCCUAUGGCCCAUCUGGUACCGCUGUCGCCGCCCCAGACACCUGUCUGCUGUCAUGUGUGCCCUGCUCUGGCUCUUGACCCUGCUUCUGGUCAUCUUGAGAAGGAGCUGUGUCUUCCUGAGUAGGAAUAUGCAUUAUUUUUGGUGUUCAACAUUGGCUUUCAUCACUGCGGCGUGGCUGAUUUUGCUGUUUGUGCUUCUCUCUGGGUCCAGCCUGGCCCUGAUGACCAGACUGCUGUGUGGCUCCCACCGGGUGCCGCCCACCAGGCUCUAUAUGACCGUUGUGAUCACGGUACUGGUCUUCCUCCUCUGCGGCCUGCCCUUCGGCAUCUACUGCUUCCUCAUAGUCUGGUUUCAAGAAGAUUUGGGUGCCUUCAUUCCUCAUUUCUUGGUGGUAAUUAUCCUGUCCUGUGUCAACAGCUGUGCCAACCCGAUCAUUUACUUCUUCGUUGGCUCCUUCAGGCAGCGAUGGUGGAAGCAGAGACACACCCUGAGACUGAUUCUCCAGAGGGCUCUGCAGGACACUCCUGAGGUGGAUGAACCUGGAGAAAGCCUUCCUAGGGAAACCCUGGCCAUGUAG
Myotis lucifugus (little brown bat) is the source of this 957-nucleotide messenger RNA. RefSeq names its product mas-related G-protein coupled receptor member X2 (gene MGRG3). NCBI's taxonomy places the organism in Eukaryota, Metazoa, Chordata, Mammalia, Chiroptera, Vespertilionidae. Gene Ontology annotation, biological process: G protein-coupled receptor signaling pathway. Gene Ontology annotation, molecular function: G protein-coupled receptor activity. Gene Ontology annotation, cellular component: membrane. The transcript has a single exon. Bases 1 to 957 code for a protein of 318 amino acids. The record is from RefSeq and is a predicted model, not a curated record.